Molecule: messenger RNA, 5266 nt
Organism: Limulus polyphemus (Atlantic horseshoe crab)
Lineage: Eukaryota; Metazoa; Arthropoda; Merostomata; Xiphosura; Limulidae
Product: calcium/calmodulin-dependent 3',5'-cyclic nucleotide phosphodiesterase 1-like
Exons: 14
Coding region: 1-1815 (604 amino acids)
Biological process (GO): signal transduction
Molecular function (GO): 3',5'-cyclic-AMP phosphodiesterase activity
Source: RefSeq, a predicted model, not a curated record
AUGGGUUCACCUAAACAUAUGAAAGAUUUGCUUCAGAAAUCUAACAGUGUUCCAAUAAUGGCAAAAGGAGGACGUAGGGGUGAACCAGCGCGCCGCUGCGUGCUGCGAUUAGAUGGAUGCUCCUAUCUGAUCGGUGGCACUGUUAUUGUCCGAAGAAUGCAUCCACGUGGGGGCGCAUUAAGGCGUGGAGUUGCUCAAGAGAAAGACGAUGUAAUGGAGCGUUCAGAUUCUAAAUUAGAAGGCUUAGCCCGUGUAGACACCACUGGAGCGUGUGACAAAGCCGCUUCUAGUUGUAAUUUUUCACCCAGCAGACGUCUUAUCGAUGAAGACGACGAGUUGUCAGAAGUUCAACCUGAUGCUGUACCAAACGAAGUACGUGAUUGGUUGGCGUCGACUUUCACCCGCCAAGCGGCGGCGCAGAGAAGACGAUCCGAAGAUAAGCCUCGUUUCAGAUCUGUAGCCAAUGCUAUCCGAGCCGGAAUCAUGGUUGAUAAGAUCUACAGAAGAAUGUCUAGUUCGGCAAUGAUGCAGAUUCCGAAUCAAAUUGCCCAAAAUCUUAAGAACGUGGACGACUGGACAUUUGACGUGUUUUCUGUGAAUAAAAUAGCCAAUGGACAGGUCCUUCGCUACCUCGCUACUGACCUUCUCAAUCGAUACGGCUUAGUUCCAAAGUUUAAGAUCCCGGCUACUGUUCUUGAAAACUUCCUUAUCCAGAUGGAAUCAGGCUAUUGUAAAUACAAAAAUCCUUACCAUAAUAAUAUCCAUGCUGCUGACGUCACCCAGACCGUCCACUAUAUGUUAUGUCAAGGAGGGUUAGCGAACUGGCUAACAGACCUAGAAGUCUUUGCAACGUUGUUUUCCGCCAUUAUACAUGAUUAUGAACACACAGGAACAACAAACAACUUCCACGUCAUGUCUGGUUCAGAGACAGCACUACUGUAUAACGACCGAGCAGUAUUAGAAAACUAUCAUAUUAGUGCAACCUUUCGACUGAUGAAGGACGAGGACCUAAAUAUCCUUCAAAACCUAAGCAAGGAAGAAUACAGAGACUUUCGAACUCUAACUAUAGAGAUGGUGCUUGGAACGGACAUGUCCUCACAUUUUCACCAAAUUAAAACAAUGAAAACACUUCUAUCUCAUCCAGAGUUCAGUAUAGACAAGGCCAAAGCUCUUGCUCUGAUCCUCCAUUGCUGUGAUAUCAGUCACCCCAGUAAAGAAUGGACCGUACAUUAUCCUUGGACGAAGCUUCUGAUGGAGGAAUUCUUUCAACAGGGCGACAAAGAAAAAGAGUUAGGCUUACCCUUCUCACCACUCUGUGACAGAAACACAACACUAGUUGCUGAAUCUCAAAUCGGCUUUAUCGACUUUAUCGUAUCUCCUAGCAUGGAAGUUCUUGGAGAUCUCUUAAAUAAAAUAAAGUUAACAGUAACGCAAGGGAAUAGACCGAUAGAGGGCUCAAUAUGCGAAGAAAACGAGAGUAAUACAGACACUAAGCUUCGCACAAAGUCCUUGUCUUCGAUGCAGACAAAAGAACUGAAUUCCACUUCUUUGGAUUCGGCAAAUGGCUCUGGUGUAGGUGGUAAAAGUAAAUCCUCUGUGAACAGCGCCCCCUGUUCUCCGUCAUUAAGCUCAGGAUCAAGAAAAGAAAUUCCUCGGCCCUGGACUGCAUGUCUAGACAAAAACAAGACUCUAUGGCAAGAAAAAGCAAAGAAAGACGCCGAGAGGAAAGCACUAGAAGCUGUCCAGAAAUCAUCCUCAGAAAAUCACGAAGAUGGUACAAGUCAUCCUUUAUCCUCCUCAUCAGAGAAGCAGUGAUGCAACUUACUGGACUUGUGAUCGAAUCGCGAUAGUAUUUUCUUGAAACUUCUAACAUCCUUGUUCACCAUUCCACUCACACCCCUGUACACAGUAAAAUUUGUGAAGGAACUACGAGAAUGUGUCACGUGACUCCCACUUUUUAUUACGUGAUGGUCACGUGACUGCCACAACUUGCGAGCGUACCCAACGUUCUUAGCAAUGAUUAAUCUCUUAAAAAACAACUCAGACGUUAUUCAAAAGAUAGUAUUCGUUAAGCAAGUCCCAGUGUGACAGUACCGUCUAGCUUUUUAAUUGAUGUUUUAAAUUAAAUCAGCACAUUUUGCAUUUCGAAUAAGUGAAGUCUGAUGUUUAGGUCAAUUAAAUCACACACACUUUUUCUCUGUUUUCGAAGCAAAGGAUUGUUAGUCCGGCUGUUACAGUUUGCUGUACGUGGCAAUCUCUAUCUUUACCAUAGUCAUACUUUUAUCGUUUAAUCUAACUUUCCUCAGAAUACAACAUAAUAAUCGUGUUUUUUGUUGUUGUUGUUAUUAUCUCAGAUUAAAUCAAGCUCAUGAACACCGAAAAAAAUCUUGAAACUUAAAAAUUUGAGCUUGACGUGUAAAACAAGUAAGAAGAAAAAAGUGCUUUAGUAAUGUUCUUUAUAGAUUAUAGCUUUCAAAAGUUGUUUUUAUGUAAAACCAUGUAUAAUUAAAAUAUUUCUGAUUCAAAUUAAAACUUAUCAUCAGAUCCUCCUGUUAACCAAACUCAGUCUAUAUUAAAACAUAAAAAACUCUCAUAUCAAUAGAUAGUACAUUAAGGUUACGAAAGAUUUUUUUUUCUUUUCAUGAAACACUAGAUACUUGGUUUACUCCCUUCAACAGUGAUUCUCAAACUGUGGGGCGCGCACCCCUUGAUGGCACGACUUUAUUUGAAAGUGGCGUGAGAAGCGUCAGGCAUACGUUUCAUUUUUCAUUCUGUUUUGUUUUUAACUAAAGAAUUUGAGUACCUACAAAAUGUUUACACUGAUUACCAUAGUAGUCAGUGUUGUUUUUAGUUUCUAGAAAUAAAUGGUUAAGAUGGUGGUUUAUAUAGAUAAAAUCGAUUUAUUUAGUUUCAUGCCCACUGUAAUUUUAAGACAUAAUGAAAAGUAAGUUAAUUCCACUAAGAACUAAAACAGAGUACUCCAGGAUAUAAACGAACCUGUUUCUAGUGAAAAUAUAAAAUUCGAUCAAUUCUAAUACCGUUAAAAGAAAUUAAUUAUAUUUGAUUAAACAGCGCACUAGUAUUUAAUGGAAACGUGUACGAUACUUAAAAGAUGCUACGUAAAACAUAGGAGUCUGUAAACUAUACAAAACUCACAACGAUUGUAUUGUACAAUAUAUUAAUUUCAUAUUCAAAUUACAUUGUUAACAAUAAAUACUCAAAUGAUUUUAAGUUACUUAUGUUUAUGUUUAUUAGUUACUUUUGUCUGUAUAUAUAUAUGUAUGGUUCCCUACUUCAAAUGUCAUGCACAGAUUUAGAUACCACGCUAUCAAGAAGGCUAAAUAUUAAUAUUUAAAAGUUAAUUAUAUUAUCCUUCAGAGAAUUCAUUUAAACAGUAUGUCUCAUAGGAUAAUACUCAGUAAAAAUGUAAGUUUUUCUUCUGUAAGAUUGGAUAGAUAAAAAUAAAACGUAUAAUAAUAACUACUUUUACCCUUUUUUGUUUUGUUUUAUUCUAUUUGUAUAAAUUACUAUCUCGUGCAUUUGUUCCAUAUUUCUGCCAAUAGAUUUUUACCAAUCGUAUUACAGCUCAACUUGGAUCAUUUUAAACCCGACUUCUUCACCAGACAGUUGCGUAACAAGAAAAAGCCGAAUGGGAAAGCUGUCUCGGGCGCAGUCCGAUAGGGGUCACAGAGCUCCAAUUAUUUUAACAAAUAUUUGAGAACUAAAUCUGAUAAUAUGAUUUUGGAAAUUUUUCCCAUAUGUUUUUAUUAAUAUAUAUAUUAUUAAAAACAGUACUGUUUAUGAUUGUAUAAAAUGUGUGAGGAGCAGUUAGUCAAACUUGCCCCGGGCACAAAAAUACCUAGUUACGCCACUUGUAGCGAAAAAUGACAAUUCUGGUCAUAUCGAUGGAAUUUCAGAAUUUUAUUUAACUUGUUUUCCUUUUUUUUUACUGAUCAGAUUAAACUUUUCCUAAAAAAGUAUCCCCCGGUGAAACAGCGGUAAGUUUAUGGACUUACAACACUAAAAUCCGGGUUUCGAUUCUCUGCGUUGUACACAACAGAUAGCGCAAUGUGGCUUUGCUCUGAAACAAAGACACAGAAACCUAAAAAUCUGUUAUUUUUCAAUGACAAAAGAAAGAAAACAAUUACUCAUUUGCAUACCCUUUAUGGAAUUAAAGUAAACUCUGGUUUACAAUAUUUUCAAAUGUGAAUAAACAGUUAAGCAUUGCAAAUUCUAAUAGGCAACAUAAAUAACUGAUUAUAAGCCUAACUUUUGAAAUAGAAGAAAAAUCAAGAAAUGUAACUCGUGCUUGUACAUACUUGUUCUUAAACAUUCCAGCACUGAAUGUAAAAAGUGUUUAAGGAAAAUGAUAUAGGAAACCUUUGUUUUACAUAGACUAAAAGGUGUAUGUUUCCAGUUGAUUCUUCUAAUGCUUUUGUUAAAACGGAUCUGACGUGUUUGUGUGUAUCAAUAACUAAAAUAAAUCCGUAAGCUUAGUUUUGCAAGUAUUUAUAUAAAAAGAUCAGUCAUUCAAUAUUUGAUAUAUAUAUAUGUGUGUAUGUGAUGUAUUAUUAAUUUUUUUUGUGAAAUUACUAACUCUGAAAUUGAUAUGAAAUUAGUAACGUAAAAAAAAAGUGUUAUAGAUAGUUUAUUCCAGAAGUCAAUUAAUCACUUGCAUUAUCAUAUAUCAUAAUAAAUGUAGUAAACAGAAAAUAUUACACGUCAAAGGAUCAUAUCUGUAUAUUUCUGUAUAAUGGUUGUAAAAUAAUUAUAUUGUAAGUUAAGCCUAAUCUACAUUAUGACUAUUAUCUCAGAAUAUUAAUGUGAGUGUACUUAGUUUUUGCAAAGAUUAAUUAAGAAUAUUCCUCUUACUCAGAUACUGCUAAGACUUACAGUAUUUGCUUUACAUUGUAAAGCUUUUGUUUUUCAUUUCAAGUCAUAAAAUUGUUUCAAAUUGCAAAUAUUUGAAGAUCCACAUAAUUUGCCUUCUCCUUGUAUCAGUCAAGCUAUAUAUAUUCAUCAAUGCUUAGAUAAUUUUGAAGAGUUUUUUUUUAUUAAAAAGCUAUUUCUAACAAUCUUAUUGUUUAUACUCAUUACUAUAAGUUGAAAUUUGUGAAUUUUCUUACUUAAUUUUAAUAGUUUUUGCUUUAUUAGUCAUUCGGGAUAUUUAUAUCCACGUGCAUGAAUGAUUAUUUCCUCUUGUUGAGUCUAAUGUAGAUCUUUUCACCACUCUAUGACUGUAAAUAAAAGCAUUCAAUGCAGCCUA